Messenger RNA from Neogale vison (American mink), 1623 nucleotides. It is a transcript of the gene DYNLT4, whose product is annotated as dynein light chain Tctex-type 4. The record is from RefSeq and is a predicted model, not a curated record. The transcript has 2 exons. The coding region runs from base 895 to 1620 and encodes 241 amino acids. Gene Ontology annotation, cellular component: cytoplasmic dynein complex; cytoplasm. Gene Ontology annotation, molecular function: dynein intermediate chain binding. Lineage: Eukaryota; Metazoa; Chordata; Mammalia; Carnivora; Mustelidae. Gene Ontology annotation, biological process: microtubule-based movement.
CCGGCCAGGGACAAGCCCCAGGGCACUUGGGUCAGCAGGGGUCAGGAGGUUGGGCGCUGGUUCCUGGCCAAGUCCAGUCACCACUGUUGCACCACUAUUGCGUCAGGUCGGCUCCCACCAGUGGGGCUGAUGGCCUCCCCUCCCCCUGCACACAGCCCCGAGCUGAGGAAGUCAUCCAAGCCCCACCCCAGCUCUGCACAGGGAGCGGAAAUAUUUGUCCUUGUUGAGGCUGAUGGGGAGACGAAAGAGCCAUGACGUUCUCCUUCCUGUGGGCCCAGAUCCUGAUUCCUCAGCAGCCACCUGUGCAGGCUCAAGAUCUCCCCACAUCCCAGGCUUCUGCAACUUGCUCACAACUGAAGAGCCAGCCUUCACGAGGGGAGAACUGGACCGCGGCUCAAGAGCCCUGGAGCUCGUCUCUACAUCUGUCCCCUCAGUCGUCCUUGUGGUAGUAGUAUGCCCUGGGGUCUAGACCCCCAUUAUCCCCUCUCCCCUGAUGACUCAGGGACCCCACACUCAGCACCUGCUCACAGUAGUAACACUUCCAGGUUAAGCCAGAGCCAGGACUGGUAGGUGGAAACCAGACAGGAGUGCCUGUAACCCAGGGCAACUCCACAACACAAGGGGCCAUUACCUUCCUGCUUGCCAGUCAGGCCAGCGGGGAGGGCAAGCCUGUGGAGCUGGGAGAGAGUUUGGAAGCCAAAAACUGCAGGUGACUCAGGUGCCUGCGGGAGUUUCGGGAGAAGGAGGCAUUCAUCCCAGAACUGAAUCUAGAGCCCUUAACUCUCUAAGAACCUAGGAAUCCACACAGCCCAGACUAUUUCAUUCAACUGUCCCCGGAACACAGGUAAGAAGGGGUUAGGGAGUAAAAACCCUUAUCAGAGAGUGAAAGACUGGAUGGGGUACAAAGAUGGCCAGUUUCUGGCAUCCUGUCCCAGUGCGGGUCUUCCAGUUGGCAGGUCCAUGGCUGGCAGGCCUGUGCCCCCCGGACGCCAGGAGGAGGAAACUACCAAAGACCCUGGGCUGAAACUAUCACCGGUGAGGCCUCCAGGCCACCUGCCCAGUAUUGAUGAGGCCCGACUAGCAGGUCUGGGCCCGUCCUCCCGCCGUGGCUCUGUGCUGGGCCCAGCCUCCUCCUUCUCACGUCGCAACUCGCUGGCGGGACCCGGGGCAGGUCCUGGGGGUCGGCGACCAUCUCUGGGCCCAGUGCCUCCUCUGAGUUCAAGGGUUAGCUUCUCGGGGUUGCCCCUGGCCCCCCUCCGUCGGCUGGCGCCCUCCUACCGCAUGGAGCCCGCGCCCGGGGAGCGCUGGGAGGCCAGCCGCAUGCAGCACUCGAUGGAAGCGACGCUGGCCGCCCGGCUGGGCAACGCGCACUACGCGGGUGCCGAGGUGGGGCCUCUGGCUCGCGAGCUGUGCGAGCUGGUGCGUGUGCGCCUGCGUGAACUCUGUCCCCCGCGCUACAAGCUCGUGUGCAACGUGGUGCUAGGGCCCCGCGCCGGCCAGGGUGUGCACGUCGUCAGCCGUGCGCUCUGGGACACCGAGCACGACGGGCUGGCCUCCGCCGCCUUCACCAAUGCCUCCCUCUUCGCCGUGGCUGUAGUGCACGGGCUCUACUGUGAGUGAGGA